Molecule: messenger RNA, 947 nt
Organism: Rotaria sp. Silwood2
Lineage: Eukaryota; Metazoa; Rotifera; Eurotatoria; Philodinida; Philodinidae
Source: the annotation of a GenBank genome assembly
CGAUUCCUGGAAAGUUUGGCUGCAUUUGCUCGUAUGGUGUGGAAAUGGAUAACGAACAAACAGACAAACAGACAAACAGAUAAACAGACAAACAGACAAACAUUCUUCUUUAUAUAUAUAGAUAAAUGUAAAAAGAUGAAAUGAGAAAAAACGAUUUUAUCUUGUACGAAAAAAAAAUAUCGUUUUUGCACAGUUAAAAUUUGACUAUUUUGAAAGCAAAAAGUGCAGCUAGAAAAAAAAGCAGUCCAAUGUAAAUUGUAGAGCUUUUCACGUUGCAUCUUGUGAUAUAUUUUUUUUUUUUUAAUGCAAUAUAUUAAGUGAAUGAAAAACGUCGCCAUUCAACCUGGUGUACCCAUUAUUUAAUCUAAAAAAAUUUCGAAAGAAAAAUAUAUCUUCAUAAAAUGGCAUUUGACAUGAUACUCACUUUGUUUUUAUUUAACUAGUAUGAUAUAAAAAACUAUUGUUAACAUGAAUUCUAAACAUAGUGUGACAUUGUCAUUAUAAUUAAUGAGUUUGAUUUCUUUCUGAUAUUAUCGACAUUAAGAUUCAAUUAUUGAUAAUAUUUCGAAAAAAAGAUGUUCACUCAAGAUAUGAGUUAAAUCAAAAGUGCUAGGUUGAUAUAAACUAGUUUACAAAUAUUAGCUUUCAUAUAAUAUUAUUAAUUACUAAGAUAAUAUAAUUAUCAAAAGAAAAACUGACAUGAAACCAAUACAUGUAUGUAAGUAAAGCUUGUUUUUUUUUCCUUUAGUGAAAAACGACUGACAUCAGAAUUUGUUGGUCCUAUUUGUAUUCUUCCAUCAACAUAUGAUAAUUAUGGUGCUGAUUAUAGUGAUUCAAAUCUAUUAUGUUUAUCUUGUUCACCAUAUCCAAUAGUUGUAUUUACAUGUGAUAUAUGUCAAAUAAAUGAAUGUAUUGUUCUUAAUCCAUCAAUUGAUCAAUAUUAUUGA